UGACUUCCGGUCUCGGUCUCGCACUGAAAUAGAAAAUGGCGGCUUUCGGACGCGUUUCGCAGGCUCUGGUGAGGUCCAGUUUGAUUCAGAACCGGCGACAGCUUUCUGCUGUUGCGGGAGGCCACGGUGAACAAGCAGCAAAGACAUGGAAGGUCCUUUCUUUCGUGGUUGCCCUUCCUGGCGUUGCUGUGUGCAUGCUCAACACAUUUCUGAAGGAACAACACCACGAUCAUGAACAGCCAGAGUUUGUUGCAUAUCCCCAUCUCCGAAUUCGCUCUAAGAAAUUCCCAUGGGGUGAUGGAAAUCAUUCACUUUUCCACAAUUCCCAUGUGAAUCCUCUACCUGAUGGCUAUGAGGGUCAUGAUGAGUAGACUCUUCCUCUAAAAAACCUCAUAACUGGCUUGGGACCAGUCCUCACUCCGCUCUGUUCUGGACCACAUGCUGAGCUACAGUUUACUUUUCUUUUUGUUGUUUACCAAUGUGCUUGAUGUAUUAAGCACCCAAACUUACAGUUCAUUCUUACUUGGACCAUAUGACAAAACUUCCUGUGUAAAUUAAACAUUAAUAAACUUAA
Messenger RNA from Periophthalmus magnuspinnatus, 574 nucleotides. RefSeq names its product cytochrome c oxidase subunit 6A, mitochondrial. The coding region runs from base 36 to 371 and encodes 111 amino acids. Gene Ontology annotation, cellular component: mitochondrial inner membrane. The record is from RefSeq and is a predicted model, not a curated record. NCBI's taxonomy places the organism in Eukaryota, Metazoa, Chordata, Actinopteri, Gobiiformes, Gobiidae. Gene Ontology annotation, molecular function: enzyme regulator activity. The transcript has 3 exons. Gene Ontology annotation, biological process: mitochondrial electron transport, cytochrome c to oxygen.